UACAAACGAGUUGUUACAUUGCCACUCUCAGUGCUUCAGCACUUCGGUGGAUCCCUGUUGAAAAUGCUGUGCUAUUGCAAAUAAUAUUACAUUUCAUCUCGCAGUGAUUUUUGGCCUGAUUGAUUUAUGUAUUUUUUCCCAGCAGGUGUGCCACCACCUCCGCCAGGUUUAUUGACUGCUCCUCCACCACCACCGCCACCAAAUAGCCAGUCCGCCGGUGUCAUGCCCUGGAUGAGUUCUCAAGGUGGAUUACCCCAGCAAUUAUCUCCAUCUGGGCCUCCUUGGCAGAAUGCAGCCGUUCCUCCACCACCACCAUCGAACGUGCCUCCAUGGCAACAAGGACCCAUGCAUUCGAUCGGCACUUCGGUUGCUCCACCACCACCGCCACCAGGAAGCCAGCACGGUUACGCCUCGAGAUUCUGA
Messenger RNA from Octopus bimaculoides (California two-spot octopus), 423 nucleotides. RefSeq names its product splicing factor 1. Gene Ontology annotation, cellular component: nucleus. Lineage: Eukaryota; Metazoa; Mollusca; Cephalopoda; Octopoda; Octopodidae. Gene Ontology annotation, molecular function: mRNA binding. The record is from RefSeq and is a predicted model, not a curated record. Gene Ontology annotation, biological process: regulation of mRNA splicing, via spliceosome.